Fundulus heteroclitus (mummichog) is the source of this 3793-nucleotide messenger RNA. It is a transcript of the gene znf526, whose product is annotated as zinc finger protein 526. NCBI's taxonomy places the organism in Eukaryota, Metazoa, Chordata, Actinopteri, Cyprinodontiformes, Fundulidae. The record is from RefSeq and is a predicted model, not a curated record. Bases 346 to 3462 code for a protein of 1038 amino acids. The transcript has 8 exons.
CUACCGCAGUGGGCGGGGCUUCCUCGCACAGGAAAAGGGGCGAACGGCGGGUAAACGUUACUUUCUCACGCUCUGUAAUCCAUAUGGCCGCUAAUUUGGUUUAGAUAUUAAACGCUACGACUGGCGGCGAAGGACUGCCAACUAAAGGCAAGCCGGUUUAUUAAGCACGAGGGACGAACAGACGACGGGGCGACCAGUGACAGUAAAUGAGAGCUGUGCUCCCCGGCGCACGUUUCCAGAUGCCAUAAGUUGCCUUCAUCCACCGGUCCCUGCUGUGACGUGUCCCCAGCCUCCUGCCCAUGGUACACCCACGAGCAUAACGAAGCCGUCGCCCACGCUGCCACCAUGGCGGAGCCGGGCCAGGAGGAGGCGGAGGAGGACAUGCACGUGGAGCACCAGUACAUGUGCAGCGAGUGCCAGGAGCUCUUCAACACCCUGGAGGAGGUCCUGGUCCACCAGCAGAUCCACACGGCCCCGGAGGCCGACGGCGAGGCGGCGGCGGAGGCCCUGGGUGUCCCGGACACGGGCCAGACUCAGCACUACCAGUGUCUGGAGUGUGGCAGCCUCCUGGUGAAUGCCGAGGAGCUGCUGCAGCACCAGGAGAUGCACAUGAGGGAGGCUGGGAUGGAGGUGGAGCAGCAAGAGCUGUGUGAGGUGAAGGAGGAAGCCUCGGAGGCUCAGCUGGACGGACCCGUUCAGUACCAGUGCCUUGACUGCCUGGCCCUGUUUGACUCCCCUGAUUCGUGGCUGGAGCACCGGCGAACUCACAGCAGGAGCAGCACACACAGCAACACGACGACCACGGAGUACGUGCUGCAGCCCGAUGGCUCCGUCACGCCUCUCAACAACAUGCAGAACUUUGUGCUGAGCGAGCAGCAGGCGGGGGAGAUCCUGGCUCAGGUUCUUUCCCAGCAGCAGCAGCAGCAGCAGAGCAAGCUUCGGUCCCCCUCCAAACCCGCCGGAUCCGCCCGCUCCUACCUGCUGCCGCCCAUCAUCCCCACGCCCGGCUCCGCCACCAUGCACCUGCAGAUCCUCACCGCUCAGGCUCUGGCCGACAGCUCCAGCGUCCUGAGCCAGCACUGCUCCAAGCAGCCCGGCCUGCUGUCCGCCCUGGGUCAGAGCCCCUCAGCCAAGCUGGAGGUCCUGGGGAACGCCGUUCAGAGACUGGAGCUGAGACUGGCCCCCGACGACGGCCCCCAGCAGCAGCAGCAGCAGCCGGCCGAGGUGGUGCUCCUCCACCCUUACGAGUGCUCCGAGUGCUCCCUUCUCUUCCGCACCCCGGAGGACUUCCUCCAGCACCAGGGGGAGCACUUCCUGGGCCAGGACAAGGAGAGCGGUGGGCCGGGGGUCAUGGGUGGCCUGGAGGAGAUGCGAGGGAGGGAAGAGGAAAAGGUGCAGAUUCUGAGGAGCAGAGGGCCAGAGAGCAAAGCGCUGGGCGGGGCCAAGCCGCUGCGCUGCGAGCUCUGCUACCGCACCUUCUCCUCCGUCAACCGGCUCAAAGCCCACAUGCGGGUGCACGAGCGCGGCACGCACGAGUGUCCGGAGUGCGGGAAGGUCUUCAAGAAGGCCAUGUCGCUGCAGGCGCACAUGCGCUCACACUCGGGGUUUGCACGCUACCUGUGUGUGGACUGUGGGAGCAGCUUCUCCACUGAGACGACCCUCAUCAUGCACAGGAAGGUACAUGUCGCAGAGCCGCUUCACAAGUGUGAGAUGUGCUACAAAACCUUCUCCAACAUGACCAAAUACCUCUACCAUCGUCGGCUCCACCUCAGCCAGGACUCCCCCGGAGGAGCCGCUCACGUCUUGGUGGCUUCGCCUCCACAGAGAGCGUCGGCCACCGCCCUGGCUAUCCUGCAGAGGGCAAGAGAGAAGAGGAGACUCCAACGAGAAGAGGCGGCCAUCGACCAGGAGGCCCUUCCUGUGGAGGAGGAGAUGACAGAGAGGAGGACCCUGCAGCCUGGGAGUCAGCGCGCCGUGGAUGAAGGUGAAGCGGGGCGGGCGAAGGAUGAAGGCGACAGGCGGGCGUCUGAAGCCGUGGAAGGAGACGUUAGCGAGCGGCAGGCGGUCGUGGCGGAGGAGGCUCCCUUUUCCUGCCGUUCGUGCUCCAAGUCGUUCCCCUCCCAGCUCCUGCUGGCUCACCACCGCAGCAAAUCCCACGCCCCCCAGCGCAGGUUCACGUGCGCCGUGUGCGGCAAGCUCUUCAAGAAGCAGGUCCACGUGCAGAACCACAUGCGCAUCCACACGGGCGAGAAGCCCUUCCAGUGCUCCGACUGCGGCAAGACCUUCUCGCUGCUGGCCAACCUGACGCGGCACACCCUCAUCCACUCCGGCGUGCGUCCGUACCGCUGCGACGUCUGCUACCGCUCCUUCUCCCAGUCGUCCAACCUGCGCCAGCACAGCCUGCUCCACUCCAGCGCGCCCAAGCUCGCCUGCCCCGAAUGCCCCGCCACCUUCCGCUGGCCCAACAAGCUGGCGGCGCACCGCUUCGCCCAGCACCCCGGGGCGCCGGCUCCGUUCCCCUGCCCCCGCUGCGAGGCCGGCUUCCUGACCCGCAGGCAGCGGGACGCUCACUGCGCCGAGCGGCACGCCUCCUCGGCUACCCAGGACGCCAAGGAGCCACGCGAUCCCUCAGAACCGUCCACUUCAACAACGGCGAUGGAAUCAGGGGAUUCAGCCAGUUUGGGUAAAAGCGCCCUGGACUGUAAUAUUUGUGGACGGAAGCUGAACUCCUCCUCCAACCUGCGACUUCACAGACUGAGCCACUUCGCUCUGGGCCGCGGGCCGCCGCCGCCGCGCCGCGCCCCCGGCAAGCGACCCAAGGCCCACCAGUGCCCCAUCUGUGGCAAGCUGUUCGUGUCGUCGUCGGCGGUGGCGCUUCACCAGCGCGUCCACACGGGCGAGCGGCCGUUCCCCUGCCAGGUGUGCGGCAAGCGCUUCCGUCAGAGCACGCACCUGCGCGAGCACCUGCGCACCCACUCCGGCGAGCGGCCGUUCCGCUGCGAGGUCUGCGGGAAGGGCUUCGUCCAGAGCAUGCACCUGACGGAGCACCGCAGGACGCACACGGGCGAGCGGCCGCACGCCUGCCCGCUCUGCGGCAAAGCCUUCAAGACCUUCUCCAACCUGAGGAACCACAAAAUGACGCACGCCAGGCAGCAGAGGCUGGACGAGGAGGCGGCGGCAGAGGAGGAGGAGGCGGGCAGCACGGCGGUGGCGGUGGUGGACGCGUCUGUGGUGGAGCUGACGAACGGGGAAACUCAGCUCAUCCAGAUCCAAACCUCAGAUCUGCAGCAGGGCACCCCCACCAUCAUGUGCAACGAGUUUGGAGAGACCAUCGCCAUCAUCGAGACCAGCGAGGGAGGCGCUCUCCCUCUGGAGCAGGCGCUGGAGAUCUACCAGAGGGCCUUGGAGAACGGCCUGGGCGCCGCCGGCGGCACGGUGGUGGACGGGCUGCAUCUGCUCUGAGCGAGAGCGUCGUCAGUCCUGAUACUGGAACAACGAGCGACUUCCUGCUGCGAGGUUAAACAUGGCGGCUCACAGGAGGUUUAUGUCCUGCACAACCAGAGCCCGGUUCCUGCUUGUUCGAGGGGAUCACCGUUGAGGCAUAAAUACUGAAGUGACGCUGUUUAAAUUAAAGAUGUAGCGUCAGAGUUAAAAAAACAGGACCAUUGUUUGUGCCUCUUGAUUACAUUUAUAUGAUUAUUUUUUUGUAUAAAAUGGAUGUGAUGUUUCUUCUAUUUAAAAAUGGAGAUGUAUUGUUGUGAAUGAGCAAAAUAAAGUUGUUGUUUUUUUUUUU